CUUCGUCCACAGUAAGGAGAUGCGCUUACCCCUCUCCUGCACCACCACCAUCUUUGAGAUAAAACACUGGCUUUAGGUUUCCAGCAGCAGCAGAGAGCUGGUGCUGCAGUUGCACUGGCACAAAUUCAACGUGGGUGCACUAGAGAGAGAGAGAGAGAUAGAGAGAGAGAGAGAGAGAGAGAGAGACGCCGCAUCUUGUGGAUUUCUUUGCCUUCAAGUCCAUGUACAUGGUUCUCCUUGCUUUUCCUCAGUCACGCACAGACCAGGAGUUGAUUUCACUUCUCGGAGAAAAAUGUGGAAUCGCACAUUUGCGACAAUCCUUAUUUUAUUCAAUUUUUGCGGGGACUCGCUGGCAGGGUUUCCAAACCAAAUCAACAUUGGUGGGCUGUUCAUGCGCUCCACCGUGCAGGAGCACAGCGCCUUCAGGUUUGCUGUCCAACUGUACAACACCAACCAGAAUGUGACAGAGAAACCCUUUCACCUCAAUUACAAUGUUGACAACUUAGAGUCCUCCAACAGUUUCUCCGUCACACAUGCCUUCUGCUCCCAGUUCUCCCGAGGAGUUUAUGCCAUCUUCGGCUUCUAUGAUCGGAAGUCCAUGAACACCCUGACCUCCUUCUGCGGGGCUCUGCACACCUCCUUCAUCACGCCCAGCUUUCCCAUCGACACUGAUGUGCAGUUUGUCAUCCAAAUGAGACCCAGUUUGAGAGGUGCUGUUCUCAGUCUGCUGGACCAUUACAAGUGGGAGAAGUUUGUUUAUCUAUACGACACUGACAGAGGUUUUGCAAUCCUCCAAGCCAUAAUGGAGUCAGCUGUAGCCAAUAACUGGCAGGUAACAGCUCGCUCAGUGGGGAGCAUUGUGGACCCCACUGAGUACAGACGCAUCAUCGAGGAGAUGGACCGCCGGCAGGAGAAGCGCUUUCUCAUCGACUGUGAGGUGGACCGGAUCAACUUGAUACUAGAGCAGGUGGUGACCUCAGGAAAGAACAGCAGAGGAUACCACUAUAUCCUUGCCAACCUGGGUUUCUCCAACAUGAGUCUGGACAGGGUCUUUUCUGGUGGGGCCAACAUCACAGGCUUCCAGAUCAUCAGUCCAGACAGCUCCAUCGUCCAGCAGUUCCUCCAGCGCUGGGAGCGCUUGGAUGAAAGAGAAUUUCCAGAAGCCAAAAACACUCCACUGAAGUACACAUCAGCACUGACCCAUGAUGCCAUCCUCGUGCUUGUGGAGGCCUUCCGGUAUCUUCGGCGCCAGCGAGUGGACGUGUCUCGCAGGGGGAGUGCGGGUGACUGCCUCGCCAACCCUGCCGUGCCCUGGAGCCAAGGCAUUGACAUAGAGAGAGCUCUCAAAAUGGUCCAAGUACAAGGUAUGACAGGAAACAUCCAGUUUGACACAUUUGGGCGACGAUCUAAUUACACCAUUGAUGUGUAUGAGAUGAAGCCAGCAGGCCCCAGGAGGAUCGGCUACUGGAAUGAGUACGAAAAAUUUGUAUAUAUAAUGGAUCAGCAGGUCACCAACGAGUCCUCUUCUGUGGAAAACCGAACAAUUGUGGUCACUACUAUUAUGGAAGCUCCAUAUGUGAUGUACAAGAAAAACUAUAUGCAGCUGGAGGGGAAUGACAGAUAUGAAGGCUACUGUGUCGAUUUAGCUGCUGAAAUUGCAAAACAUGUGGGGAUAAAAUUUAAGCUGUCAAUAGUGCCAGAUGGGAAAUAUGGAGCCCGAGAUCCAGAGACCAAGACAUGGAACGGGAUGGUUGGUGAACUGGUUUAUGGGAGAGCUGACAUAGCUGUGGCUCCACUUACCAUAACAUUGGUACGGGAGGAGGUGAUAGACUUCUCUAAACCCUUCAUGAGCUUGGGCAUCUCCAUUAUGAUAAAGAAGCCUCAAAAGUCCAAACCAGGGGUGUUUUCCUUCCUGGACCCACUGGCCUAUGAGAUUUGGAUGUGUAUAGUUUUUGCCUAUAUUGGUGUGAGCGUGGUGCUCUUCCUGGUGAGCCGUUUCAGCCCUUAUGAGUGGCAUCUGGACGAGAACGAUGAGGCCAAAGACCCUCAGAGCCCCCCUGACCCUCCGAACGACUUUGGAAUUUUUAAUAGCCUGUGGUUCUCCCUGGGUGCCUUCAUGCAGCAAGGAUGCGAUAUCUCACCAAGGUCUCUGUCUGGUCGUAUUGUUGGAGGAGUGUGGUGGUUCUUCACCCUCAUCAUCAUCUCUUCCUACACAGCCAACCUGGCUGCCUUCCUCACAGUGGAGAGGAUGGUCUCUCCAAUUGAGAGCGCAGAGGAUCUGGCUAAACAGACAGAGAUUGCCUAUGGCACGUUAGAUUCAGGUUCCACCAAGGAGUUCUUUAGGCGCUCCAAAAUAGCAGUUUAUGAGAAAAUGUGGUCAUACAUGAAAUCAGCUGAACCCUCAGUGUUUGCCAAGACAACACCAGAAGGGGUUUCCCGGGUCCGAAAGUCGAAGGGCAAGUUUGCCUUUCUUCUCGAAUCCACUAUGAACGAGUACAUAGAGCAGCGGAAGCCAUGUGACACCAUGAAAGUGGGCGGCAACCUCGACUCUAAGGGCUAUGGUGUGGCCACACCUAAAGGCUCUGCAUUAAGAAAUGCUGUUAACCUGGCAGUGUUAAAACUGAAUGAGCAAGGCCUCUUGGACAAAUUGAAAAACAAAUGGUGGUACGACAAGGGAGAGUGCGGCAGCGGGGGAGGUGACUCUAAGGACAAGACAAGUGCACUAAGCCUGAGCAACGUGGCAGGAGUCUUCUAUAUUCUGGUUGGAGGGCUGGGCUUGGCUAUGACUGUGGCUUUGAUAGAGUUCUGCUAUAAGUCACGGCAAGAAACGAAAAGACUGAAGCUGGCAAAGAAUGCCCAAAACUUUAAGCCAGCCCCUCCCGCAAAUGCCCAGAAUUUUGCCACGUACCGUGAAGGCUACAACGUGUAUGGAACUGAGAGUGUUAAAAUCUAGAGGAGAUAAAAAGUGAAUCCCACUGAUGCGUCUGGAUGGGUAUAUCCACUCUGUGUGACCCUCACAGCCCUGAGGUUGGCAUCCUGCGGGGCAACAGACUUCUAUGUCAUCGGCUUGGACACAAACCUACAAGUCAACAAGUGCUCAUUUUGGGUUAUGAGCCCGUCACACUAGCAGAGGGCAAUGACGCAGCAGGACUUUGGCCUCUGGAAACAUGGGAUUUGCCUCUUGUAGUGCCUUAUGCAGCAUUUCAGCAUCAUGGCAAUGCAAUUAAAAUUGAAUUCACUUGAAAAUAAAUUAAAAAAAAUAUAUAAAAUAUUUGGAACUCGGGCAAGAAACUGCUUCAGAUGAACUGAUGUAACUGCUGUUUUAUAUUUUAAAGAAGAAAAAAAGCCAUGAUCUGCAAACAAAACCCUGAAAUACUUAAGUCAUUUGAAUCCUUUAAAGACAUAUUUUUGUGGUGAAACCUUAAGUUGGAUAAAUGUUAUAUUUAGUGAGGUAAAGAGAACUCUUUUUCUUGUUUUACUGUAAGACUAUUUUCAAUGUGAGACUAUUUAGAACAAGCAUCAAUCUCUAAGGUUAAGCAUCAGUUAAACUGAUAGCAUUGUACCUAAGUUUUUACUAAAAACUCAACAAAUAUGAGUCACCUGAAACAGCUUGGAUGAUGUUUUUUUUUUGUAGCCUGCUAGACAUUAAAUACAACUGAGUUUGGGUUUACUUAAAUAUUCAGUAUUUUAAAAUUAACAAUGCGAUUUCUUUAAACUGCCACUAUUUUAGAAGAUUGCGUUUGAAAUAAAAUGAGGUUCGCUUUUUAUCACUUAGUGCCAUAUUACUGAAAUAAAAAAGUUGUAUUUUAGACACUAGAAAAUUGACCCCAUUUUGUGUAAAAGAAUAUUCAAAUGUUUUAACAGAGUUCAUGGUUUACACGUUGUACACACUUUAGAUGCCGUUCUAAUUUAAGCGCAGAUUCUUCAGCUGUGAUCAUUUUUUGGUAAAUGGUAACACGCCAUAGCUUCUUUGGUUGUGAUGAGCUUUCUGUGUCUAUGCAUUUUACAGAAGGUGAGCUGUACAUUGAGGAAAGAGCAAUGAAUGAAACAUUUGUCUGUAUAAGUGAACUUUUUAUAAACUGAAGAAAAAAAAAGCCUACAAAUGCUACAGACCAUGUGCGCCUACAUUUGUUUAAUAUAUCAAGACGUUCUCAUCCUUUUUGUCCCCAAAUAAAAUGCAUGUGAAUCUGCUGAUAGUUUAACCCAGUUGCAACUCGAAAUGGACCCUGUUUUAUUUGGCCUACAAUAACUUUUUGAUCCACUCUGGUUUUAGUUCUCCUGUUACUGUAACAGUACCUCAACCAUAAGAGUUGCAUGUAUGGACAUAAUAAACCUCUGUGAAGAGGUCAUGUAAAAAGGAUUUUAUUACAUUUCCUUAAUAAAAGCAGAUUUAUAUAAAA
Molecule: messenger RNA, 4400 nt
Organism: Melanotaenia boesemani (Boeseman's rainbowfish)
Lineage: Eukaryota; Metazoa; Chordata; Actinopteri; Atheriniformes; Melanotaeniidae
Product: glutamate receptor 3-like
Exons: 16
Coding region: 293-2953 (886 amino acids)
Biological process (GO): monoatomic ion transport; modulation of chemical synaptic transmission; synaptic transmission, glutamatergic
Cellular component (GO): plasma membrane; postsynaptic membrane; dendritic spine
Molecular function (GO): AMPA glutamate receptor activity; transmitter-gated monoatomic ion channel activity involved in regulation of postsynaptic membrane potential
Source: RefSeq, a predicted model, not a curated record